This is a messenger RNA of Sitodiplosis mosellana (orange wheat blossom midge), 1443 nucleotides long. Its product is annotated as protein YIPF5 homolog. The transcript is spliced from 2 exons. Gene Ontology annotation, biological process: endoplasmic reticulum to Golgi vesicle-mediated transport; vesicle fusion with Golgi apparatus. Lineage: Eukaryota; Metazoa; Arthropoda; Insecta; Diptera; Cecidomyiidae. The record is from RefSeq and is a predicted model, not a curated record. Gene Ontology annotation, cellular component: trans-Golgi network. The coding region runs from base 194 to 1117 and encodes 307 amino acids.
AAAAUCGUCAAUUUCAUCAGAAGAAAUGUGGAAUUCGGCUCACAAUGCCAAAAAAGGGAAAAAAUCAAACUGAUGCGAAGUAGAGCAGUUCUCAUAGCAAUUUAUUUUUGGUAUACUGUCGCUAUCAGGCAACACUCUUCGCGUUCACCGCCGCAAUACGAUGCUUUGUUUCGCACAAUUUUACCGUUAUUGAAUGUGCACGACAACUCUAUCACCAUUAUGCAGCGUCUUGUCGAUUUGUUUUGUCGAUGUUGAGCAUUCAUUGUGUCGCAGUUUGAACACAUUGUGUCGCAGUUUGAACACCUACAGCAACUGGAUCCAGAUGGUUUUGGAGGGAAAAUCGAAGAUGGCAGAUUUCAUGGAAUCCAAACACAAUAGCGUCAGUGAUUUUCAACUGGUAGUCAACGAUUGCUUUGGUUUUGUCAGUGGUUAUUUCAACAGUUCGACCGCAUCAUUCAAAAAUGAAACACAAUUUCUGGAUGCAAAUGACAAUCAAUUCUUCUAUCCAUCGCGACUGUCGCUAUCGCCGCAACGCAAUGUAACAUUUCAACUGAGCACAAUCAGCGAAGAAGAAGAAGAUGAUGAACCGCCAUUGCUUGAAGAGCUCGAAAUUUACCCCGAACUAAUCCGAGAAAAGGCAAUGCUGAUGAUGAAUCCAUUCGCACGCGAUCAACUGGCAAACGAGAAAUUUUUGGCCGACACCGAUUUGUCAGGGCCGAUGUUUUUCUGCUUUCUCUUUGGUGCGUGCCUAUUUUUAGCCGGCAAAGUGUUCAUUUUCAGUCAUGUGUACUGUUUGUCGAUGGUGUCGGUGCUCGGAAUGUACGGACUGUUGAAGCUCAUGUGCUAUGGUCAUCACGAACACUUUGUUACACUGAAGGGGGUGGCCAGCGCAUUGGGAUAUGGUAUGCUGCAUUUGGUGUGGUUUUCAUUCAUGGGCAUUUUUAUGCGGCUCAACACACUCAAUGGCUUCAUUUUCGCUGUGCCUGCGGUGAUUCUGCCAACCAUCGUAUCCAGCCGCAUUUUGAGCAUGAUGUCAAAUCAACCGAACAAUGGCGCCCUGGUCGCAUAUCCAACGGCCUUGAUUUACAUCAUGUUCUCGUUUUUGGUUACUUUUUAAGACAGUCCGAAUGACUGAUAGCGUUUUAGAUUCGGAACCAUUUUGAAAAUGGCAUUUUUUUACUUACGAAAUUUUCUACCUUUUUACACGUUAACACAUUUUUCAUUUUCAUUUGAUCAUAAGUAAAUACAGUUUUCUAGUUUUACAUAAAAUAAGAUCAUUUUAUUCCAAACAAACACUUUCUAAGCCAAAUUCUCAAAAAAAAUCAUUUGUAAGCGAAAAAACAAAUGUGACACAAGUUUUUUUUUGGUAUUUUUCCAUAUUUCUUUUUUCUGUUGUUGUUUUUAUUUAAAUACAAUAAUUGCAUUCCCAUUCUAAGCACACUA